This is a messenger RNA of Pseudocercospora fijiensis CIRAD86, 3395 nucleotides long. Its product is annotated as ABC transporter, ABC-F family, GCN-EF3 type. Bases 35 to 3214 code for a protein of 1059 amino acids. The transcript has a single exon. Gene Ontology annotation, molecular function: ATP binding; ATP hydrolysis activity; translation elongation factor activity. Lineage: Eukaryota; Fungi; Ascomycota; Dothideomycetes; Mycosphaerellales; Mycosphaerellaceae. The record is from RefSeq and is a predicted model, not a curated record.
CCCUUCUUUGACCCCCCCCUCGAAACUGCUCGCCAUGUCUGACAAGCAGGUUCAGAAGGAGAACGCUCAGAGCACGAAAGUGCUCGACGAGCUCCUCUCGAAAUUGUCCCUCUCCAAGACCGCCGACGAGGCCAAGUCCACGUCGCACGAUAUCGCCACCUUUAUCAAUGGCGAAAUCCAGGAGCACACCGCGCCCACCAAGGCCGUCGACAGCCUGAAGAAGAUGCUCACCAACAAGAAGGAUGCCAACGCACGCCAGUUCGCCUGCGAGGCCAUCGCCACCAUCGCGAAGCACUCCGACGUCUCGCCCACCGUCGAGCCAUACCUCGUCCAGCUCCUCCCGAACGUGCUGGCUGCCGUUGGCGACAAGAUGGCCACCGUCAAGGUUGCCGCUCAAGACGCCGCCCUUUCCAUCACCAAGGCCGUCAACGCCAACGCCGUCAAGCUCCUUAUCCCACACUUCAUCCACUCCAUCCACAACGCACAGAAGUGGCCCGAAAAGAUGACCGAUCUCGAGUGCAUCGAGGCUCUCUGCGAGAGCGCUCCAGCACAGGCUGCAUACCAGGUGCCAAACCUCAUUCCCAUCGUCUCCGAGGCUAUGUGGGACACCAAGCCCGAGGUCAAGAAGCGCGCAUACUCCACCAUGGAGAAGGUGUGCCAGCUUAUCGUCAACAAGGAUAUCGAGCGCUUCAUUCCUGAGCUCAUCAAGUGUAUCGCCAAGCCAGAGAACGUCCCGGAGACGGUCCACUUGCUCGGUGCUACCACCUUCGUCACUGACGUCCACGAGCCCACCCUCGCCAUCAUGGUGCCUCUGCUCGAGCGUGGCCUCAAGGAGCGCGAGACCGCCAUCAAGCGUAAAUCCGCCGUCAUCAUCGACAACAUGUGCAAGCUCGUCGAGGAUCCCAACAUUGUUGCCGCUUUCUUGCCAAAGCUGAUGCCGCAACUCACACAAAACUACGACAACUUGGCUGAUCCGGAGGCCCGUGAGAAGACCAAGCAGGGUCUUGACACUCUCAUCCGUGUCGGUGCUGUCAAGGAUGGCAAGAUUCCAGAGGUCUCCCACGCCGGUGACGUUGCCACCAUCGCCCCUAAGCUCAAGGACAUCCUCAGCUACAAGCACAAGGAUGCCGCCGAGAAGUUCCCUGCCGUUAUCGAAUUCAUCGCCGCCAUCGCCGGUCAGCUCAUCGACGAGAAGGAGAGCGAGGACGUUGCUUGGAUCACCCAGCUCAAGCCAUACGUGGUCGCAAUCAUUGGCGACGCUGAUGCUGAGGGUAUUAUCAACACUCUCCGCAAGCGUGCGUCUCCAUUGGCAGCCGCUGAGGACGAGGUUGAGCCUGAUGAGGAGGAGGGCGAGGACCUUUGCAACUGCACAUUCAACUUGGCCUACGGUGCUAAGAUUCUGCUCAACUCUACACAUCUCCGCCUCAAGCGCGGUCAGCGAUACGGUCUUCUCGGUCCAAACGGUUCCGGAAAGACCACCCUCAUGCGAGCCAUCAACAACGAGCAGGUCGAAGGUUUCCCCAAGCAGAGCGAAGUCAAGACUGUCUACGUCGAGCACGAUUUGGACGCUGCUGACACUGAGCUUACCACCAUGGAUUGGACCUCUAUGAAGCUCAAGCAGGCUGGUCUCGAUCUCUCUGAGGACGAGAUCCGCAAGACUCUCCUCGAGUUCGGUUUCGUUGACGCCCAGAUUGACGGUGUCAUCACUGCCCUUUCUGGUGGUUGGAAGAUGAAGCUCGCCCUUGCGCGUGCCGUUUUCGAGAAGCCAGACAUCCUUCUGCUUGACGAGCCAACCAACCACUUGGACGUGAAGAACGUCAAGUGGCUCGAAGACUACCUGAUCAACUCGCCUUGCACAUCCAUCAUCAUUUCGCACGACAGCAAAUUCCUCGACAACGUCAUUCAGCACGUUAUCCACUACGAGCGCUUCAAGCUCAAGCGCUACCGUGGCAAGCUCAGCGAGUUCGUCAAGCGCGUGCCAUCCGCCAAGUCCUACUACGAGCUUGGUGCCUCCGAGAUGGAGUUCAAGUUCCCAGAGCCAGGUUUCCUUGAGGGCGUCAAGACCAAGGCUAAGGCCAUCGUCCGUGUCAGCAACAUGGAAUUCCAGUAUCCAGGUACUCCAAAGCCACAAAUUAGCGAGAUCAACUUCCAGUGCUCGCUUGGCUCCCGUAUCGCUGUCAUUGGUCCAAACGGUGCCGGAAAGUCUACCCUCGUCAACGUCCUUACUGGUGAGCUGAUCCCAACCAAGGGUGACGUCUACCAGCACGAGAACAUCCGUAUUGCAUACAUCAAGCAGCACGCGUUCGCUCACAUCGACCACCACCUCGAUUUGACUCCAUCUGAGUAUAUUCAGUGGCGUUUCCAGACUGGUGAGGACCGUGAGACUAUGGACCGUGCCAACAAGGUCGUCACUGAAGACGACGAGAAGGCCAUGGACAAGAUCUACAAGAUCGAGGGUUCCCAGCGUCGCGUCAUUGGUGUGCAUUCGCGAAGAAAGUUCAAGAACUCCUACGAGUACGAGUGUUCGUUCGCUCUCGGUGAGAACGUCGGUAUUCAGGGCAAGGAGCGCUGGACACCUAUGAUGACUGCUGACAAUGCCUGGAUUCCACGAAACGAGCUUAUCGCAUCUCACCAGAAGAUGGUUGCUGAGGUCGAUCAGAAGGAGGCACUCGCCAGCGGUCAGUUCCGUCCUCUGGUCCGCAAGGAGAUUGAGGCUCACUGCGCCAACUUCGGUCUCGACGCUGAGCUUGUGUCUCACUCCCGCAUGCGCGGUCUCUCUGGUGGUCAGCGUGUCAAGGUCGUGCUUGCUGCUUGCUCAUGGCAACGUCCUCACUUGAUCGUCCUUGACGAGCCAACCAACUACCUCGACCGUGACUCUCUUGGUGCUCUCUCCAAGGCCAUCAAGGCAUUCGAGGGUGGUGUCAUCAUCAUCACUCACUCUGCUGAGUUCACCAAGGACUUGACCGAGGAAGUCUGGGCUGUCAUGGACGGCAAGAUGACUCCAUCUGGCCACAACUGGGUGCAGGGUCAAGGUGCUGGUCCUCGUCUGAAGCAGGAAGAUGACGAGGAGGAGAAGUUCGAUGCUAUGGGCAACAAGAUCGAGAACACCAAGAAGCAGAAGAAGCUCACAUCAGCAGAGCUCCGAAAGAAGAAGAAGGACCGGAUGGCCCGCCGCAAGCGUGGUGAGGAGGUCUUUUCUGAUGAGGAUGACUAGAGGUGUGCGAGGCUCAAGCUCUUGCAGAGCAACUAAUGCAUUGGAAGCGUAAAGGCGUUUUACGGAUCAUGAGGGUUUUUACAGGCAUGAAGAGGUUACGAAAGCAAGAUUCCCAUACCUUUUGAAUGUCUAGAAGGGAUAGAGAGUAGAUUCCUUUGUAACGAAAAGUGGUUUCAAGUCC